Molecule: messenger RNA, 941 nt
Organism: Pelecanus crispus (Dalmatian pelican)
Lineage: Eukaryota; Metazoa; Chordata; Aves; Pelecaniformes; Pelecanidae
Source: RefSeq, a predicted model, not a curated record
GAAACCCCAAAGGUGCUAUGCUGACUCACGGGAACGUGGUUGCUGAUUUUUCAGGCUUUUUGAAAGUGACGGAGAGUCAGUGGUCUCCUACUUGUGAGGAUGUACACAUUUCCUAUUUGCCUUUAGCACACAUGUUUGAGAGAAUGGUACAGUCUGUAGUAUACUGCCAUGGAGGGCGAAUCGGGUUCUUUCAAGGAGAUAUUCGCCUCUUAUCCGACGACAUGAAAGCAUUGCGCCCAACCAUCUUCCCUGUCGUGCCGCGGCUGUUAAACAGGAUGUAUGAUAAGAUCUUCAGCCAGGCGGACACAUCCCUCAAGCGCUGGGUUCUGGAAUUUGCUGCAAAACGGAAAAAGGCUGAAGUUCAAAAUGGAAUCAUUAGAAAUGACAGCUUGUGGGAUAAACUUUUCUUUAAUAAAAUACAGGCGAGUCUCGGUGGGUGCGUUCGCAUGAUAGUAACAGGCGCUGCCCCUGCGUCUCCAACCGUCCUGGGCUUCCUCCGUGCGGCCCUCGGAUGCCAGGUUUACGAAGGUUAUGGCCAAACAGAAUGCACGGCUGGAUGCACCUUUACGACCCCAGGUGACUGGACAUCAGGUCAUGUAGGAGCCCCUUUGCCCUGUAACUUAAUCAGAUUGAAGGAUGUGGAAGAGCUGAAUUAUUUUGCUUCCAAAGGAGAAGGAGAGAUAUGUGUGAAAGGACCAAACGUUUUCAAAGGUUAUCUGAAAGAUGAGGAGAAGACAACUGAAGCGCUGGACCAGGAGGGCUGGCUUCACACUGGAGACAUCGGGAAAUGGUUACCUAAUGGGACUCUUAAAAUCAUUGAUCGGAAAAAGCAUAUAUUUAAACUUGCUCAGGGAGAAUAUAUUGCACCAGAGAAGAUAGAGAAUAUCUAUAUCCGCAGCGACCCUGUUGCCCAGAUCUAUGUCCAUGGAGACAGCCUGCAG